UGGCCCAUGAAACAGCAUCAACCAAUCAGCAUCAAGAUUGUUUAACUUUGAUGAUCUUGGCAUUUCGUUUUUGAAAAGAUGUCGAUUAAACGGGGCAUCGGCAGUGUGGAGUACAUGAAAAAAAGGAUACCGAAAAAUGAAAAGUAUCAACAUGUCAAAACGAGGCUGGACACAGGUUGCAGCCUCUCAAAGUAUAUGGAAAGACUGGAGGACAUAAAAAAAAAUUACAGGUAUCGAAAUAAUGAAAUCUUUAAGCGGUUAAAGGUGACAACUUUUGCACAAUUGAUACUCCAGGUGGCCUCGGUAUCAGACCUGAAUGAAAGUGAGAUUGAUGUCGAAUCACACUGCCCAGAAGAUGGUAUGUCUGUGGUCUCUGAUGCAGACCUGGAGUGUCUGUCUGAACACACCAACGGCGGCUCCCUGCAGGCGUCCCCUGUUUCAGAUCGGCAGGAUUCAGGAGACACCGGAGACAUGUGUAACUCUGCCCGGUCAACACUGCUGAGUGUGAUCAGUGGUGUGGGCGAGCUGAACCUGGACAGGAACCAUCAGAAGACGGAGAACAAGUCGGUGUGCUGCCCCGAUCUCACGGACAGGCCGUACCCAGACUGCCCCUACCUGCUGCUGGACGUCCGGGACCGGGACCAGUACGACCGCUGCCACAUCAUCAGCGCGCACAGUUUCCCCAUCGCUACGCUCUCACGGACCAUGAACCCCUACACCAAAGACGUGCUGGAAUAUAAAAAUGCAGCGGGGAAGAUCAUCAUCGUGUACGACGAAGAUGAGCGGAUAGCGAGCCAGGCGGCCACCAUCAUGUGUGAGCGAGGAUUUGAGAAUCUGUACAUGCUGUCUGGAGGUCUUAAAGUAAUCGCUCAGAAGUUUCCAGAAGGUUUGACGACGGGCUCCCUCCCGACCUCCUGCCUGUCCUCCCCCAUGUCAUUGAAGGGGAAGAAGAGCUCCGUGAUGCAGCCGCCACCUCCGCUGCUGCCCGCGGAGAAAUGCUGGAGGUUUGCUUUUGACGACCUGAGCAAGAUCCAGGAUCAGCUGGAGGAGAACCUCCUCCCCAGUAACUCCAACAGCCGCAUGUCCAGCCGCGUGUCGUCCGGCAGCUCGCUCUCUAAAGCGUCCAGCGCUCGCAGCCGACAGAGUUCCUCCACAGCAGGGAGGGACAGCGCCAGAGUCCAGAGCAGCAGACCCUGGAAAUAACCCCCCUCAUCCACGCAGAUAUACAUAACUGAACAUACCUCCGACUAAGAGUCCAUUUUUGUCAUGUUUGAAGCUCUAGAACUGUAAAGAAACACAUCUCUACGACACAGAUGCUGAAAAUGAAAAUGUACACACACUUUGGGAGAGGAUUUAACGCUACACGAGAGUAGGGAGCAACAUAUUCUAAACUCUAAGGUCUUCAUCCUUUAGUUUCAUACUCAUCACUAACCAUACUUACGUCAGACUGAAGUAUUUCCACUCAUCUUUCUAUGUUCAUAAAUGGCGUGUAUUUGAAUGUUUGCACAGUGUCUCAUCUGUGAACCUGAACCCUGACGGAGCUUUUUGCACUCUUAUCUAUUGUUCCUGUACACAGUUCUCCUCUUAGACAACCACCUCUUCAGAUAAUCUCUUAACUCUGUUAUUUUCUCCUUCUUUUGGCAUCGUUACGUCCAGAAAGGUCACGUCAAACUCCAUCAAUAUGACACGUUUUUUGCUGGAGCGUCAUUGAAUGUCAUGCUAUGAAAUGAAGGAUUUGCUGGGAAUCUGUGUUUUCCAUGAGAUGUAAUUUAUAUAAAUGAUGUCACAGAGCUCGAUCCAUUUUGUAAAAUGAUGAACAGAUGUGCUGUAUUUUUGUAAUUUCCUCAAGGAGCCUUUAUUUUAGACCUUUUCAUCUGCUAAUGCUGUUACGUGUUUUCUGUGUGUGUGUGUGUGUGUGUGUGUGUGUGUGUGUGUGUGUGUGUGUGUGUGUGUGUGUGUGUGUGCGUGUGUGUGAACAAGGUACUGGUUAGUUCACACAAACUAUAAUUUUUUUAAAAAUGCUGCGUCGUUGAAGGGAGGAAACCACACUUCCCAUAGAUGCAUUUGAGAAACAGUAUUGAUCACUAAGGUGUGGCCUUCUGUUGGCGUGGUAGUGUCUUUUUUGUUGUCGUUUUUCUCUGAAUUCACUCACACAAUCUCUUAGGUGCAUUUUAUGAAAAUAUGUUCUACCCCGCAGCCUCGUCUUUGUGGCACAUUAACAAUCUGAUCACGUGAUUUUAUUUGUAAAUUGAUGUCAAAUAAAGUGUAUCCUUGUU
Messenger RNA from Eleginops maclovinus (Patagonian blennie), 2276 nucleotides. It is a transcript of the gene cep41, whose product is annotated as centrosomal protein 41. Gene Ontology annotation, cellular component: ciliary basal body. Gene Ontology annotation, biological process: cilium assembly; protein polyglutamylation. The transcript is spliced from 11 exons. The record is from RefSeq and is a predicted model, not a curated record. The coding region runs from base 79 to 1203 and encodes 374 amino acids. NCBI's taxonomy places the organism in Eukaryota, Metazoa, Chordata, Actinopteri, Perciformes, Eleginopidae.